AUGGGAAACACUAAUGUAAAUAAAAUUAUGCUAAGUGCUAUAGAAAAACAACGAUAUGACAAAAUUGUUGAAAUAAUUGAAGUAUUUAAUGUCUUGAAUAGAAAUGUCCACAAAUUUUGUCGUAAGAUUUAAGUUAAGAUAUUUAAUCUACUCCUUUAGCAAGAGCAGUUUGGAGAAAUGAUAUCUAUUUAGUUGAUAUAUUGAUCAAAGUAAUAGAUUUUUACAAUAAUAGAAUGGGGCUGACGUUGACAAUGGGGGAUCUUCAAGUAUAACUCCGUUAAUGUGGGCCUGUAGAAGAGACAAUGCUUAUUUGGUUUCAAAUUUAGUUGAAUAUGGAGCAAAAAUUGCAAUAAAAUCAAAUGAAGGAUAUACUGCAUUAGAUUAUGCUAUAGUUCACGGUAAUUAUAGACCAGCCUUGUUUUUAUUUGAAUUUUUUUAAGAAACUUUAGAAUAUUUUGAUUAUUAUUAGUUUGCAAAAGACAGGGAUUAUCGUUAUGUUAAUUACGAAGUGAUGUUAUCCAACUUGAGACAAAAAGUUCCCUAUUAACAAUUGCCAAAUAUUUUUAAAAAGCCUGAAAAAAAAAGGUUAAUCGAUCCAGUUGUUGAUCCAAGAGAAAGUUGGAAAUAAUUAAUAGUUAGACAAAUUGAUUUCAAGGAACCACCUUUGGUUGAAAGAAAUGAAUUGCCAGAUAAUUUACAACCAUAAAAUCGUUUCUGGGGAAAAGUGAGAUAAUAAUUGAAUGGAUUGUCUGUUUAGCCUUCAUAGAGAAUGAAUUAGGGAGAUGAAGGAUAGAAUUUAUAAUAAAAUAUUCCGUAAGAAAUCAAAUCAUCAAAAAGUUAGGACUAAGAGCAUUCCAAUAUUCAUAUUGACUAAGUAUCUGUAGGUUGAAACUAG
Paramecium octaurelia is the source of this 895-nucleotide messenger RNA. Lineage: Eukaryota; Ciliophora; Oligohymenophorea; Peniculida; Parameciidae. The record is from the annotation of a GenBank genome assembly.